CAUUUAUCUUUUAGCAUGUUGUAAAAUCCAAACGAAGCUGAAAUGUUUUAAGAAAAAUGGCUGAGCGACCAAGAACAUCCCAUAAACCUAGACCUAGAGUGCAACAUACUGAUAAUGAAGAGGUUCAAUUACCUGAAGAUGUUUCAUUCCCCCUUGUGCCUACUCAUGAUGUGAAUGCAUUCCCUGAUACGGAAAGUGAUUCUCAAGAUAAAGGGGAUUCCACCAGUGAUUUGAGGACAAAGUUUACAAAAAAAGUACAAAACUGGGAAGUGAAACAAUCUAAACCGAUAGAUCUCUUCAAAAAAGUUAAGAGACCAUGGUCUGCAGCAGGCAAGAUUCAGCCAGUAAUUGAGAUGACUGAACGGCCAGGGACAGCACCAACUGCUGUGGCUACCCCUGACCCUAUCUCUGCUACAAUCAAAGAGGAAACAUCAUUUGAAAAUCCUGUGGCUGAAGAUGUAUCCAAUGAAAGAGUAAAAUCUCCGAUUGCCUGGGCCUCAUCUGAGGAUUCCAAUGAAAAUAUUCCUGUACCAGAUGGUAUAAACUUUGUCAACAAAGCUGCUAUAGAAGGUGAAGCAUUGAAACCAGAAAGUAAUGUUAUAGAGGAGAUUACAAGAGCUCCUACACCUGUUAGAACAGCUUGGGAUGAACAGAUUAAACGUGACAUGGGCUCCAGAAAGAGUUCAACUGCAUCCAGAGAAAGCAACAGAACCUUGGGCGAUGAUCUCUCUGCAUUGCGCCCUCAAGCAUAUGUUCCAUACAAUGUGGCUAAGAAGAAUAUUAACAGAGUCAUCUCUGAUAUGAAUCUGAUGAGGGAGGACCACAGGAGGGCACUGACGGAUGUUAACAGGAUCUAUAAAGAGAUUGAAGUCGAAACUCAGAGUACGUUUACGGAGUUUGUGACAGAGCUAAGGCACGACUAUCGGGAUAAAGUUAAAGCUUUUACCCACAUUAUUGACAUCUGCAUGAAGGACAAUGCAAGGAAAGAGGAAGACUGGAAACUACAAACUGAGAGUUUGAAGGAUUCUAAUUUAAAGCUUGUUGGAGAGGUGAAUGAAUUGAUCGAGUAUAACCAGAAACAGAAAGAUAUGCUCAGUAAAAAUAAUGCUAAAGAAAUAGCACAGCUAAGACAAGCAAUGACAGAAGAACGAAGACAACUGCUAUUAUCAUUACAAGCUAGAGAGGAAUCAUUGAGAGAGAAAUAUGAGAUUCACAUCCAACAAAUGGAGGACAGAAAUAGGAGGAAGAUUGACAUCCUCAUCAAACAGCAUCAAUCGAACAUACAACUGAGAGAAGGUGUCUUUGCGAAUCAGUACGACACGCAGACCAAAGAAAAAGAGGGCAAACUUGCUGAGAUGCGGGAAUCUCACAUCCUGGAGCUGAAAGCAGCAGCAGAUGAAGAAGAGAAGAGAAUGAUCGAGAUGAGGGAGGAGGAAAGGGUGAGGUUAGAGAAACUUCAGAAUGAGAAAGAGGAAGAGAUUAAAAGGAUUGCUGAGGAACGAGAUAAGUUGGAGAAGGAGUGGCUAGCUGAACGGGACCUCAUUAAUGGGGAAUUUCAGACGAAGAUAGAUGGACUCAACAAAACUAUUGAAGACAGCGAGUCACAGAUAACGGUACACGAGGAUGCACUGUCAGAAUACAAGUUGAAAGUUGAAGAGGAUAUGAAGGAGUUUGAGGUUCAGCGCAAGGCAGAGAUGGAGCGAGUCAGAACUGUAGCUUCUGAGGAGGAGAAAAAGAGAAUCAUGGAAGAAUUGGAGGUAAAUAAGCGGAGAACAGAACGGAAAAUGAGGAACUCUUUGGCGAACAUCCAGUUCCACGAGUCCCAGAAGCAGACUCUUUUGGGGAAGAUGGACUACGCCGAAAACCAGCUGAGAGAAGCGGAGGUAGAACAGGAGGAGGCGGAAGCGGAAGUGACGCACGAGAAGAACCAAAGACUGAAGGAGUUUAAAAGUGAGGAAGAGGUGAAGUCAGCUGAGUUGGAGCACAUCAAAUCUGAGCACUCCGCAGCAGUCCUUGCUACAGCAGAAGUGCUUGCUUCAGCAGUGCUUGCUGCCGCUGAAAGUGAAAGCACGGAACGUCUUGAACCAGAACAAGCACCUGGCGCUGAGUCUUCUACAACAACUUCCCCUGAUAGUGUGUCUAUUGAUAAACAUGAUUUAUCAACAAACAGAGAAAAUGUUGAGCUGAAGAACAAAAUGGAACUUCUUAUAAUUGAGUUAAAUAAUGCUAAAGAAGAAACGAAGCUAGCAAGAGAGGAGGUAGAAAGAGUAAGAGAAGAAAAUACGAAGAAAUUUGAAGAUGAGAAAAAACUAGCUGAAGCUAACUCUAAUUCUCGUGAAGCAGAGUUACGAAGCAAAAAGGAUGUGAUUGCUGAUUUGAGGAAACAGAUAACAGACUUAGAAGCAAAAACUAUAGCUGAUUUACCACAAGAUGCUCAACAAACUAUCCAGACAUUUCAAGACAGGUUGGUCACACUGGAGCAAGAAGUCGAAAGUAAGGAUGAACUGAAGAAUAAACUGGAACUGUCAAUUGAGCUGGAGAGAACUAGAGCUACUUCACUUCAAGAAGACGUUCAUAGAUUAAAUCAAUCCCUGGCAGACAUGGACGUAAAACUAUCAGAUGUGAAAGAAGAGAAAGAUAAUGAAAACAAAUCUCUCUUGAUACGGUGUCAAGAGGCAGAGACAACAAAGCUUGUUGGGAAGGAAUCUGCAAAUAAAGAGCUAGAAAUUAUUGAACUCAAAAAUAAUCUGGAGCAGCUUUAUUCGGAGUUGAACAGCAGUAAAGAAGAAGUUAAGUCCGUGCUGGAGAAGAUGGAGAAGCAAGAAGAAGGAAAUGAGAAGAAGAUUGAAGAUGAGAAGAAACUGACAGAAGCUAACUCCAAGUCUCAUCAAACAGAAUUACAAAGCAAACAAGAUAUCAUUACUGAUUUGAGAAGUCAGAUCUCAAGUUUGGAAUCAGAGAAGUUGGCUACUCUACCAACUGAUGCCCAGGACACAGUCAAGACAUACCAAGACAGGUUAACAGUGUUGGAACAAAAGAUUGAGGAAAACGAUGAGGCGAAGAACAAACUGGAACUGUCGGUAGAGUUAGAGAAAACUAAAGCCUCUUCUCUGGAUGAAGAUGUUGGCAGAUUGAACCAGACUAUUGCUGAUUUGAGUGCAAAGCUCUUACACCUAAAAGAAGACAAAGACCAGGAAGUCAAAGCUUUACUAACGAGAUGUCAAGAUGCAGAAAAGAAAAAGCAGAUCGAGGGAGCGGCAAUCAACGUUACUCAACUAGCUAUAGCAAACAUAACUUCUCCAUCUCAACUAGAGAUGACAAACUCUCCGUCCACUAAUCAAGUGGUCAUAGAACUUACAAACAAUAUGGAACAACUAAAAUCAGAGUUGAACAGCAGUAAAGAAGAAGUUAAGUUCGUACUGGAGAAGAUGGUGAAACAGGAAGAAGAAAAUGAGAAGAAGAUUGAAGAUGAGAAGAAACUAACAGAAGCUAACUCCAAGUCUCAUCAAACAGAGUUACAAAGCAAACAAGAUGUAAUUGCUGAUUUGAGGAAACAGAUAACAGACUUAGAAGCAAAAACUAUAGCUGAUUUACCACAAGAUGCUCAACAAACUAUCCAGACAUUCCAAGACAGACUGGUCACACUGGAGCUAGAAGUUGAAAGUAAGGAUGAACUGAAGAAUAAACUGGAACUAUCAGUUGAGCUGGAGAGAACUAGAGCUACUUCACUUCAAGAAGACCUUCAUAGAUUAAAUCAAUCCCUGGCAGACAUGAGUACAAAGCUAUCGAAUGUAAAAGAAGAGAAAGAGAAAGAAAACAAAUCUCUACUGAUAAGGUGUCAAGAGGCAGAGAAAACAAAGCAUCUGGUAGAGGAGACUGCCAGUAAAGAACGUAUUGAUCUCAAGAACAAUCUGGAACAGCUAAAUUCGGAGUUGAACAGCAGUAAAGAAGAAGUUACGUCCAUACAGGAGAAGAUGGUGAAAAAGGAAGAAGAAAAUGAGAAGAAGUUUGAAGAUGAGAAGAAACUGACAGAAGCUAACUCCAAAUCUCAUCAAACAGAGUUACAAAGCAAACAAGAUAUUAUUGCUGAACUGAGAAAACAGAUAUCUGAGUUGGAAGUAAAGACACUUGCUGAACUACCACCGGACGCACAAGAAACUAUCCAAUCGUACAAAGACAGGCUCGCCUCGUUUGAGGACAAGGUUGAGGGUAAUGAUGAGAUCAAAAAGAAGCUGGAACUUGCUUUAGAGCUGGAGAAAACCAAGGCUACUUCAAUAAAAGAAAACAAUGAGCGAUUAAGCAAGUCUCAAGCAGACCUAAAUACAAAACUAGAAAGCUUGAAGGAAGAGAAAGAGAAAGAAAUGAAGGUUUUACUGACACGAUGUCAAGAAGCGGAGAAGAGAAGUUAUUUUGAGGGAGCUGCAAUUAAUGUGGCUCAGCUAGCUGUAGCGAAUGCUGGUGAAAUUGCUGUGCCAACUCAGGCAGAGACAGCAGCUGUAAAGGAGACUGGGCUUGAAUCCAACAAAAUAGCUGAUAUGACAUCUGAAAAGAAUGAACUUGCAGGCCAGAUCAACAAACUGAAACAGGACUCUGGACAUAAAACCAAAACCAUCGCUUCUCUGAAAUGGCGACUUCAGGGGGAGAAAGCGAAGAGUGACUCGUUUGAAAAACACCUCAAGAUGGUUUUGGCAGAGAGUUGUGAGGAUGAAAAACAGAGAAAACACAACAACAAACGCCUGACGGCCAAACAAACAGAACUGGAUUCGAUCAGACAAAACAAGGACGAGUUGGAGCGCGAGUUGGCUGAAUGGAAAGUAAAGGCAGAAUCCAACGACACCUUCCAAUCCUACAUAACUGCUAAAGAGGAGGAGAUUGCUUCUCUUAACCAAAAGGAGGAGAGUUUUGUGAAGAGUGUAAAAGCGCUGACUCUGUUGUACGACGGUGAGAUUAGUGAGGACAUCAUACCAGCCAGCUCUUCUCUACUGGGAGAUCCUGUAGGAGACACAAAGCUUACAGAGGGUGGGGAUGUGGAGAAUGUGGAGAAUGUGGAGAAUGUGGAGAAUGUGGAGGAAACUGUGAGAACUGUUUCUGCUAGUGGGGAGAAUGUUGUGUCAGGAGAGAAUAGCGAGCAGAUCCAGCAGCUUAGUGACCAGGUGACCACACUGACGGAGGAAAUAGAGUCGCUAACUGAGGAAAAAGACACACUGACUGAAGAGAAGAGGCUAUUGGAUAGCAGUAAACAAGAAGUGACGUUAGCAAGAGAAGAGACAAAAAAGGUUAAAGAAGAAAAUGAGAAGAAACUGGAAGAUGAGAAGAAACUGACAGAAGCUAACUCCAAAUCUCAUCAAUUGGAUUUACAGAAUAAGUUAGACAUCAUCACUGGUCUCAGGAACCAGAUUACAGACUUAGAAGCAGAAAAGCUGGCAAACCUACCACCUGACGCUCAAGAGACUAUACAGACGUACAGGGACAGGUUAACAUUGUUGGAACAAGAGAUGGAGGGGAACGAUGAUAUGAAGAAUAAACUGGAGCUAGCGGCAGAACUGGAGAAAACAAAAGCUAAUUCUCUUCAAGAAAGUAAUAAGAGAUUGAACCAAUCCCUGGCUGAGUCGAGUGCAAAGCUAUCAAGUCUAAAAGAAGAAAAGGAAAAAGAAAUCAAAUCUUUGCUGAUACGAUGUCAAGAAUCAGAGAAGAGUAAGCUUCUAGAUGAGAAAGAAGAGAAGAAGAAUGAAGCCUCGGGAGAAAAAAACAAGAUAAAGCAACUCACUGCUGAAGCAAAGAAGCUUAACGCGAAACUGUCCAAACUAGAGGAUGAUGUGGAACUGAAGACACAGCAACUAAAGGACACUAAAAAAGCGCUGAAGGAAGCGAAACAAGAAGCAAAGAAAGCAGCAGCAUCGCCUGGUGGUCCGGGUAGGAGGGGAGGUAAAGGAGGUGCUGGAGCGGUGGGUGGGGCAUCUGAUGCCCAGGUAAAAGCGCUCAAAGACAAAAACACCGUCCUGAAGAAGCAGGUAGACGAAACUGAGAGCGAAAUGGCAGAGCUAAACAAGAAAUUGCGAGCGGCUCAGGCAGAGGCGAAGAAAGCGGUAGAAGCGGUCAAAAACAACAAAGACACCAAAAAACUGGAACUAACGAAGAAAGUUCUAGACGACACGAAGUUAAAGUUGGGAAAAUUAGAGGAGAUAAAGGCGGAGUUGGAGAAAGAGAGCGAGAGAAACAAGAAAGAGAUGUCGGAGAUGCAGAACCAGAUCAAGAGUCUGAGUGUGGCAGCGGCGGAGGGAGAGAGACUGGCCGGGGAGUGUGAGGAAAUGAAGGGUGAACUGAAAACCAUACGCAGUGAGAAUGCUGAGCUUGUAGAGAACUACAACAGUGAGCGAGUGCUACGUAAGAAGUACUACAACAUAAUAGAAGACAUGAAAGGGAAGAUCCGGGUGUAUUGCAGAGCAAGACCUCUGUCAGGAUCCGAGAAAGAGAGGGGGAACCACUCCGUCAUCCUCUCCCCUGAUGAGUACACAGUACAGGUGCAGACCAAGAGAGGGGUCAGGGAGUUUGCGUACGACCAGGUAUUCACCCCUGACACGCGCGGCUCACAAGACAACGUGUUUGAAGACGUCAAGAUGCUGAUCCAGUCUGCAGUAGACGGUUAUAACGUGUGUAUAUUCGCGUACGGACAGACAGGGUCUGGUAAAACGUUCACAAUGAUCGGGGGUGGAAAGGGAACGUUUCCAGGCGUCGCACCACGUGCAUACAGCGAGAUAUUUGAGCUUCUACACUCUAACGAGAAGAAGUUCUCUUUUACAGUUUCGGUGUACAUGGUAGAACUGUAUAACGACCAGUUGCUGGAUCUAUUCGAUAAGGCCCAUACUUCUAAACUAGACAUAAAGAAAGAUAAGAAAGGUAUGGUGGUGAUACAGAACGCCGUUAUAAAGGAUGUGACGACAGUAGAAGAGCUGCAAGCAGUGUUUGAUGCGGGAAGUAAGAACAGACACGUGGCGUGCACCAAGAUGAACGCUGAAAGUUCUAGAUCUCAUCUUGUUAUUGGAAUUGUCAUUGAGACGACCAAUUUAACAACUGGAGCUGUGAUGCGAGGCAAGCUCAGUUUGGUAGAUCUAGCUGGGUCGGAACGUGCUGCUAAGACGGGGGCAACACCAGAGCAGCUUAAAGAAGCUCAAAGCAUCAACAAGUCAUUGUCAGCACUUGGGGAUGUUAUUGGAGCCCUCAGUCAAGAAGCUAAUUUCAUUCCUUAUAGAAACAACAAACUGACUAUGCUAAUGCAGGACUCUCUGGGUGGGAACGCCAAGACUCUGAUGUUUGUAAACAUUUCCCCUGCUGACUACAACGUGGACGAGACAGUCGUUUCGCUAACGUAUGCCUCUCGAGUCAAGCUGAUAACAAAUGAUGCUAGCAAAAAUGCUGACAACAAAGAAAUUGCCAGAUUGAAAGGGAUCAUCGCUAAAUUGAAGAAAGGAGAAAAUCUGGGUGAAGAUGACGAGCCAUAACUUCACUGCUCUAUAUAAGGAACAGUUCAACUCAUAUCCUAAAUUCUUAGCACGAGAACAAGAAAAAUUGAAUAAGUAAAUGGGAGUUGUUGAUUUGUUGUUAGACAGUAGGUUUCAUCUUCAUAUAAAGAAUCAAAAGCGACAAAAUCUGAAAAAGGACUUGUUUCGGUAUAUAAUCUUCCUGAAAUCAGAAAUGAUAAGGCGACAAAAGCUUGUCAGAAAGAACAAACAUGUUCCACGCCUCCCGACCCUUCCAAUGACAUAAAAACUGAGACUGACGGUCAAGAGAGACUUCAAACCAAUAUAAUUUAUUGAAGAUUGGAAACUUUACAUUCGAUCUUUUUACAAUGAAGGUUGUGACAUCGGUGGUUGAAGCUCUUUUAAUUCCUGUACAGCAAAAUGACAAGUGAUUGACGGCUUCCUGUGUAUUAUAUUUUAAAGUAAUUGAAAGAUUAGUCGUGAAAUUGUAG
Messenger RNA from Bolinopsis microptera, 7969 nucleotides. RefSeq names its product centromere protein F-like. Gene Ontology annotation, biological process: microtubule-based movement. The coding region runs from base 57 to 7499 and encodes 2480 amino acids. The record is from RefSeq and is a predicted model, not a curated record. The transcript is spliced from 45 exons. NCBI's taxonomy places the organism in Eukaryota, Metazoa, Ctenophora, Tentaculata, Lobata, Bolinopsidae. Gene Ontology annotation, molecular function: ATP binding; microtubule binding; microtubule motor activity.